Molecule: messenger RNA, 783 nt
Organism: Adineta ricciae
Lineage: Eukaryota; Metazoa; Rotifera; Eurotatoria; Adinetida; Adinetidae
Source: the annotation of a GenBank genome assembly
AUGAGUUUCGCACGACCAGUGUCAUCAAGAACGCAUAAUGGCGCGUCAACGGUUAAGCCACCACUACCAACAUUACCUAAAGUACCAACUCGGCUACAACACAAACAAUCAAGUGUUAAUUCAACGACGACGAAACCCGAUGUAAAAAUUCCACUAACAACCAUUCCUAAUCAAGAUGAUCUCGAUAUGAUUGUCAAUAACCUAUCGACAAUAGUCAAACGAUCAGAACAAUUAUUAACACCGGAUAAACCUACACAUAUAAAUGCGACUGUUCGUCGAACAUCGUCCUUGCACAUGACGAAUCGACAUGAUCUUUCGAUGUCACUUGUGAAAACGUCGAAUUCUCAUCAUGAUCAAUUAACCCAAUCAAAUCUAGAUCUGUCACGUCAGCCAAGCCAACGUCGAUCGUUACGUAAUGCCGAGAAAUUUUCUGGUAUUAAAUGCGCCUUACCAUCCGGUACAGCAACCAUGCCAACAACAUGCAAGAAUUUCGAAAAGCAUCGUACCCCAACACGAACAAAACAGGUGGAUAUGUCAAUGUCGAUGAUCAGUAAUCAUAUGACACCAACGAAUACUGAUGGAAGGUCAAAGAGUCCAUGGCGAUUACGUUUUGAAAAGUUUCUUAAUCAUCAAGAAUUGACACCAUUAUCACCACCGGAUGGUUCAGUUGCUUUUACAACAUCGAAAACAUCUUCAUUGAAUAAAGAAAAUCGCACACCUUCAUUUCGUCUUCCAGCACGUAGAUCGAGUAAAAUUCAUUCGACUGCACAAAAAGAUGAAUGA